UUGUAAGAAAGUUAAAGGUGGGGUAUAGAAUUGUCUUGUUAAAUUCAGCAAAAAUCUCCUCACGGUCAGCUAGCUGUGCAAAAAAAGAAAUCUUAUGUUUGUACUCAGCCCUGGCUCUGUAAAUGGGAAACAAAUGGGCUCGGAACGAGCCACACAACACUAUUCCAUCCAUGAUUUGUGUGUCAGGUAACGUUAAAUGACUUGACCACAGACAUUCAGCUUACUUUCUAGUUUGCCCAAACAUGCUGCUGUUGUGAUGUUGGCGAUAGUAGCAUGAAAGUUUGAGAAUCUCUGUCUGGAGCUGGUGUGCUGGCUCUGGGAACGUCUCCCCCACUCUGCACAUUAGCUUCACAGCAGCAACAGUUUGCUAACACACAACAAACGCUAGUUACAUGACUUGUUGUGGUGGUGUUCACUGUAUCUCAUGGUAUUUGUGAUAUUGGAUUUUUUUAGAAUUGCAUACCCCACCUUUAAGCCAAGUGGAAAAAAUACCUUUUUGCUGUGUCUGCAUGUGAAAACCACAACAUUUUUAGCUUUAGCCUUGCAACUAUGUAAGCAGACCAUUAGUGGGGGCAGAUUUAGCCUAUUUAAACUAGAAAAUGAUCAAAAGGGUUAUGUUUGUGAAAUUCUGCUAUGAUUGGUUGCUUUUGAUAUAUUUCCCUGGCACUCUAGGAUUAUUCUGGCUUUAUGAAGUGCAGUUCUUGCUUUAUGGCGGUGACUGGCUAUUGGUUAACACAUCUGUCUCUGGUGCUCUUAAUCGGAAGUAGUUAUGUGACUGGUUAAAAUGUUGACCCUGAUUGUAUUUCUUACUAUCUCUGUGCAUUAGAGUGGAGGAGGUUGCUGUUUGUUCAUUUUUAUUUAUUUUUUUGUGUGAAAUUGGCAUGUCAGUAAUGUACAGAUGGAAGCUUUGGACUGUAUUUUAUAUUAAGGAUAACAGAAAAUAAGUCAGCUUUUUAUGUUGCUACAAAUAUGUUAUCAUGGAUGAUACAGCGCAGAUUUCUAAAAGAGACAGUAUUUUGAGCUGUUGUAGUGAUGAGAGUAAACGAUGGAGAUUAGACGUAAUGGUGUGCUAAAAUGGAGGGAACAGUCUGGGUGAGUCUCUGGAGACGGGUGAGAGGGAGAGGACAAGGUGAAGGGUCGUGGCCGCAGCUACAGGGAAACGGGCCAGCUGUCUCUUUAAAAAACGACAACAGCCCAAACCGCCCUCGGCCUCUGCCUCGGCUAUUCUAAUGAGGUUAGUGCUGGUUGGCUGGCCUUCAAUGAAGUUGCCUGUGAUUGGAUGCUGGGCGUGGGGGAGGGGCUGGGCGUGGAUGACAGCUGGGAUUCAGCCAGCCAAGAACAGGCUGACAUAGAGAGAGAGAGGGAGAAAAAAAAGAGCGAUAGAGGGAGAGAGAGAGAGUGAGAGGAAGACAGGCUCACAGACUUCAUAAUGCAAGGUAUCCGACCCCCCAUCCUGAACGGGCCAAUGCACCCGCGGCCCCUGGUGGCCCUGCUGGAUGGGCGUGACUGCACUGUGGAAAUGCCCAUCCUCAAAGAUGUAGCCACAGUGGCCUUCUGCGAUGCUCAAUCCACACAAGAGAUUCAUGAGAAGGUGCUAAACGAGGCAGUGGCCGCCCUGCUCUACCACACCAUCACUCUAUCCAGAGAUGACUUGGAAAAGUUUAAAGGCCUACGUGUAAUUGUCAGGAUCGGCUCCGGCUUCGAUAAUGUUGACAUCAAAGCAGCUGCUGAGCUAGGCAUUGCGGUCUGUAACGUGCCAGCAGCCUCGGUGGAGGAGACAGCCGACACGUCGCUAUGUCUGAUCCUCAACCUGUACAGGCGAGUCACUUGGAUGCACCAGGCCCUCAGGGAGGGAACCCGUGCCUCUAGUGUGGAGCAGAUUAGGGAGGUAGCUGGCGGUGCAGCUCGUAUCCGGGGAGAGACGCUGGGCAUUAUCGGUCUAGGGCGUGUUGGCCAAGCAGUGGCUCUGCGGGCUAAGGCCUUUGGUUUUGGCGUGAUCUUCUAUGAUCCCUACCUGCCUGAUGGCGUGGAGCGCUCACUGGGCCUUCAGCGCAUGGCCACCCUGCAGGACCUGCUCAUCCACUCUGACUGUGUAUCCCUGCACUGCAGCCUCAACGAGCACAACCACCACCUCAUUAAUGACUUUACCAUCAAACAGAUGCGUCAGGGAGCUUUCCUAGUGAACACAUCAAGAGGCGGUCUGGUUGACGAGAAAGCAUUGGCUCAGGCCCUGAAAGAGGGCCGGAUACGAGGGGCUGCCCUAGAUGUCCAUGAGGCAGAACCAUUCAGUUUUUCAACAGGCCCUCUGAAGGAUGCCCCCAACCUGAUCUGUACCCCGCACACAUCCUGGUACAGUGAGCAGGCCUCCAUCGAGGCUCGUGAGGAAGCAGCCAGGGAGGUUCGCCGUGCCAUCACCGGGCGUAUCCCUGACAGUCUGAAGAACUGCGUUAAUAAGGAGUAUCUGAUGGCAGCCUCUCAGUGGCCCAGCAUGGAGGCAGCCACUGUCCACCCAGAACUUAAUGGAGCCACUUACAGAUUUCCUCCAGGUCUGAUCAGUGUUGCCACAGCAGGGGGUCUCCCCGGAGCUGGCGCAGGGGUUGAAAGCCUGGUUUCAGGAACCCUGGCGCACGGUAUCGCCCCUGUCUCCCACCCCCCUCAUGCCCCCUCCCCGGGGCAGCCUACUAAGGCCGAAGCCGACAGAGACAUCCCCUCCGACCAAUAGCCCCUCCUGCUGCCGCCAGCACAUUCCGUCACAUCUGGAAACCAACCCCCACCUCCACCUCCCAGCAUCAGACACAGCCCGACCCUCCAGUCCAUCGGCAGCGCCAGUUUGACCUGAUGUGGAUCUACACGGUCUCGUUCCUCACAUAACCAGCCCAGGAGUGACUUACUCACAUCUAGCCCCAGACCAUCCACACCCCCAAGAACACAAACAUCCCUCCAUCUUCGUCCUCAUCUCACCCACCAUCCCCUCUACCCUUCACUCCCCCACAACGUCAGCAAUAACUGUGUUCUCAAGGAUUCAAUGAUUGGAUUGGUUUAUAUCCUUAGUUGGCCGUUGUUUUAAUGGAAAGUUGAUCUGUUGUGGUUCUAGGUGUUAAUGUUUUUGUUUGUUUGUUAAAAAAAUAGAAUUUCUGACAUGAGGCUUGACAGUCUGCUGCCUCCUGCAGUUCCUCUGACUCUGACCAGUAGAGGCACAGAGGCAGAUGGGUUGAAGCCCUCCUUUGUACAUUAAUGGCUCAUGUUACUGCUCUCUUCUUCUUUUCUUUUUUUUUUCUCCCCCCCCCCUCCACCUUUCUUGUGAUGGGGGAAAUGUGUACUAAAGUAAACCAGACAGAAUCACAAACAGUACAUCCUGCCCCCACCACCAGGCAUCUACCCCUCAGCCCAGUUUGGCCAUUGGGCUGUCCCAGGCACUGUCGCCAGCUUGCUCAGCAGAGGAUCCUUAACUCUGUAAGUGUGGAGCUCUCCUCCAUGUAUUUCAAAACACUUUGCCCCCUCAUGUUUUGUCAUGAGAUAAAAGCUCAGAGCGUCAUAUCAGAGAGCACCUAGGCUUGAAUUUCCAUCUCACGCCAGCAACCAGAGUGCUACAUGUGAGGUCUUUACACACGGUGCCCACACAGAAUCAAAAUGCAGCUUUUUCUUGCUGGGAAAAAAAACACAGCAUACAAGAGGCCUCGCCAGCAGAGGGCACCAUCUGACCGCUCAGAGCAAAGAAAGUUACAUGCAGCUCAUUUCAGCCUAACAGAUGGGACAGUUACAGGUUAGCUGUAGUGACGAAGAACAUGAUCACACACUGCCGACAUUCAGAACACAGCAUGGGUGACCCGGGAUCGACUACCGCCUUAUUGUUUAAUAAGAUCUCACUGCACACCCCCCCGCUGCCACCACCAUGUACCAUGCACCAACCCUCCACUCCUCUCCCACUGUCAUGGCCCACCCUAUACAUUCACUCAUGAACCAGUAUGCAUCCACCAAUUCCUUUAAACGUGAGGGGACAGUAGAGUUUAGAUUCCCUGUUAGGAGCAAGGGGACAGUGUUCUUGCAUGCUGGCUUUGUUAAUGACAGUGGUGUGUGUGUGUGAGUGAGUGUGUGUGAGAGAGAGAGAGAGAGUGUGUGUGAGUGAGGGUUUGUAUGUUCCCUCACCCUGUUCUGAUAACAAGCUAUUGUCUUUCCAAAGGAAUAGUCCCUAGGAGUAACUCUUUAACGCUGUUGCCCUGCUGUCAAGGGAACACCUUUCUAGUACCUCAGUAACAGAUAUUGAAUGUACCGUGCAUACCCUUUUACUUUUUGUACAGCUUUUCUAGACACUUCUUAACUGUUCUUUACCAGAAGGCUUGUGAAAUUGUAGCAGUAAUGAUACAAUUAAUAAAAAGAACAUUGCCCCAUGAAAUGAAUUGACAAAAUCUAUUUAGAGUUGCUAUAGGUCACUGAAUACUCAGGCUUCAAAACCGACGCGUAUCUUUUUGCCUUUACCUUCUUUAUUUCCUCGUGGAAAAUUCAGCACAACACUUUCCCAUUCUUAGACUUCAGACUGUAGUUGAUGUGUUUCAACCUCCUAUCUUACUGGCUAAUGAAUAAGGAAAAAACAAAAGGCGAUCGCCGUGGUCUGCUAGUUUUCUUUUACUAGAACAGUAGUAGUAGAUGCAGUUUUGUUUUUUGCUCCCCUUCAUUGUCAGGCUGCUCUAUCUAUAGUGCAUGUGGGGUAAUUUUUUAGGGGAAAUACUAUUGGCGUAAAGAAUUUGUCAUCUUGCUGUUUCCCUCUGCUCCCCAGCAUUUUUCCCCGCCCCCUUCAGAGUGUUUUCAACCCAAGUUGCCAUUUUUGUCGUGGUCAGUUUCCAGUGAUGUACAGUUUUCCCCUCAGAGUCUAUGAGAGACAUGGAGCAUGUCUGUGUCCUGAGAUGCUAGGCUCCUCUGUCAUGUGAUGAGUAUAUAUUUUUAAAAAUAACCCCCAUAGUUCAGAUUAUGAGCAUAAUAGUAAUCUUAAAUUUUGCUGUUGAUGAUUAUAUAUAUUUUUUUCAGUUCAGCAGUGCACUGUUAUGAAAAUCAUUGUUUUCUUGUAGGAUUUCAUUUUAAUGGAUAUGUCUGUGUUCUACAUGUUGUACUGAAACAUUUCAGAGAAAACAAAAGAUCCCUCUCCUUGUUUUUUUUUUUAUUUUAUUUUUUAUUUGUCUUAUCCCAACUGUCCUUUCCAGCUGAUAUUCUCUGGGCCUUACUUAUUCUCUCCCUGUAAAAGUAGCUGUUUUAGAAAGUCGCCAUGGAACCACUCACUGCCUUAAUACAGUUGACCACAGCAGGUGAAGUCAGGAGACGCACCCAGUCGAAAAGAACAGGCAGCUCCGCAAAAAGCUCCUCACACCCCGGCAGGUGUAAGUCCGCAGCACCUGGCUUUCGUUUUCAGCAAUGAACCAUGUUUAUCCUCGUGUAGACAGUUUGUUUUCUGCUCGCUCACACACACACACACACACACACACACACACACACACACAUCCAGUGUGAACUCUUACUGUGCAUUCAUGAGUCGUUGUUUUUUUGUUUUCUCAUUUUCAAUAGUUCUAGUCAGCCCGGCAGUGUGUGCGUGCGUAGGCUAACAGAUAAGCACAGUUUGUAUGCUCACAAAGCCACAGCUGAUAUUUCACUCUUGGGUGUGAGAAUGCACCUCCCCCUCUCCCUGCCCACCGCCACCACCACUCUGGGGCUCUAAUAGCGUCUUUCACAGUGCUGACAGAGCCACAGUGGGGCAGGGAGGGGUGGGGGAACAGCGGAUACUGGUGUGGUCUGUCAAAAAAAUAAAAUAAAAGCAGAAAAUUAAGAAUCGGUCACUUUUUCUCUCUCAGGGUUCAAAUGCACACAUAUCCUCCAGCAGUCGCCCUCUGUCUUGUGUCCCUUGUCCCCAGUUUUCCUCCCUCAGUAUUUAGAACAGCCUACUGAGUUUUUAGAAACCGCUCUCUCCUCGUUCCCUUCCUUUGUGCACAGGUCUGAACUAUUCUUUUUUUCUUUUUUUUUUUUUUUUUUUUUUUUUUCUUUCUUUUCUGUUUAGCUUUCUUUUGGCACUGACAUCUAACCAUCUAACAAGGAAUGAAUGAAUGAAUGUUUGAAAGUGACUGUGUAAUGUUAAAAUUGGGAAAUGUAUUUUUACAACAUGUGAACGUGUUUUGUUUUUUUCUUCCACUCACUCUCAUUGUGAAUCAAUUUUUUUUUUUUUUUUUUUUUUUCUUUUCACCAGACUGCAAAAACAAAUGAAAAAAAACCCACAAAAAAAUCUCCUGUAACUAGGCUCUUAAGCUUUAUUUUUGUUUUGUUUACUUUUUUAUUAGAAACAAUCAUGUUUGUGAUGGUAACUUCCGAUGGUAAACUCCACACCGUAUUUUAAUAAAAUCUUAAAAAUUAAA
This is a messenger RNA of Micropterus salmoides (largemouth bass), 6392 nucleotides long. Its product is annotated as C-terminal binding protein 1. Lineage: Eukaryota; Metazoa; Chordata; Actinopteri; Centrarchiformes; Centrarchidae. Gene Ontology annotation, molecular function: transcription corepressor activity; oxidoreductase activity, acting on the CH-OH group of donors, NAD or NADP as acceptor; NAD binding. The transcript has 9 exons. The coding region runs from base 1430 to 2722 and encodes 430 amino acids. The record is from RefSeq and is a predicted model, not a curated record.